This is a messenger RNA of Cynara cardunculus var. scolymus (artichoke), 547 nucleotides long. Its product is annotated as probable small nuclear ribonucleoprotein F. Gene Ontology annotation, biological process: spliceosomal snRNP assembly; mRNA splicing, via spliceosome. The record is from RefSeq and is a predicted model, not a curated record. The coding region runs from base 62 to 328 and encodes 88 amino acids. The transcript has 4 exons. Gene Ontology annotation, cellular component: U1 snRNP; catalytic step 2 spliceosome. Gene Ontology annotation, molecular function: RNA binding. NCBI's taxonomy places the organism in Eukaryota, Viridiplantae, Streptophyta, Magnoliopsida, Asterales, Asteraceae.
CUCGCCAAAAACCCUAAACCUUCACGGUCCAGGAAGCUGCAAUCGACUCUUCUCUACGAAUAUGGCGACUGUACCAGUUAAUCCCAAACCUUUCUUGAACAAUUUGACUGGGAAGCCUGUCAUUGUGAAACUCAAGUGGGGAAUGGAGUACAAAGGUUAUCUUGUCUCCGUCGAUUCGUACAUGAACUUGCAGUUGGCAAACUCUGAAGAAUACAUUGAUGGGCAGUUUACUGGAAACCUUGGAGAGAUUUUAAUCAGAUGUAAUAAUGUUCUAUAUUUACGAGGUGUACCAGAGGAUGAAGAAAUAGAGGAAGCAGAGCGCGACUAGCAGGCGCACUCUUUACCAUUGAAUCUAUUGAUUUUAUUUUCAACCUCUUCUGUUCUUGUAUGACUCUGGAAAUACCUGUAGAUGUAAUGAUCCAAGUGACACUGGCCUAGAAACCCUGAACCUCUGAUUUGCUAAGAGUUCAAUUGGGUGGAUGUGGACGAUAUUCAGUUUGGACAUAUCAGACAAUAUUGCAUGUUGCUGUCUUAUUUCUUUUUUGGC